This is a messenger RNA of Arachis ipaensis, 798 nucleotides long. Lineage: Eukaryota; Viridiplantae; Streptophyta; Magnoliopsida; Fabales; Fabaceae. The record is from RefSeq and is a predicted model, not a curated record.
GUAUUUUUGCAUCUUUCAUGUUAUGAAGAGUGUUUAAGUUAGUCACAUGUUGGUGGUUUCUUUGUAGCGUACAAAGAAAGAGGACAAUGAAGAUCCAUCACAAUCUGAGAUGUUUAUUGUAACUCGUACGAACAAAAAAGGAGAGACUGAUUCGGGAACACAAGAGACGAUUGAUCAUAUUCAAAAUUUGAAACAAGCAGGAUACAGUGAUGAUGAGGCAGUUCAAACAGUUUUCAGAAAGGAAAGACAUGGUAAAGUUCGUUUCUAUGGCCGAUCAGUCACAAAAUCCUCUCUUAAAAAGGAUAAGCAAAUUCGACAAAUGCAACAACAACAUACUGAAGUGGUUUCAACUAUGGAGAAAAAUCAAAAUAACUUAACUUUCAAGUUAGAUGGUUUAACAAACUUGAUUAAAACGUUGUUACAACAAGUCAAUCCUGGUAUGAGUGCAGAACAAGUGCAAGUAAUGAUAGAAGCCGCCCAACAAUCUCUGCCUGAUGCAAGUAGUGCACCAAAUGAUGCACAGCGAAGCAUUCCUCCUUCACUUGGAUCGAACCAUGUAUCAAAGGAUUUCGAACAGGAAGACAUGAUGUGAAGAAAAUAUGUUCCAUACAAAUAUGACAUGGGAUGGGUCUUACACUAUAGUUAUCUAAAUGUAAUUUUUUUAUGUGUUUUGUACUUUUUGAAAAGAGACUUUACUCAAUAUUACAUGUAAUUGGAUAAAUUACACUCUAUUUUGAUUUGUGUUGUUUAGACUAAAAAGUAAACAUAUCUAGCUUAUGAUGAAACUUUUAUGAUUUA